AUGUCGACCUUCGACGCGAGUAGCGAGCAAUCGCUCAGCAUCAUCGGCUGCGGAAACAUGGGCACAGCCAUUCUGAACGGCCUCCUGCAAGCCCAAGCCGCACCAGCACAAUCCGACAGCACCGCCACUCCUCUGCCGAAAUCCUUCAUUGCAACUGUCCGCAGCACUACCUCACACGCCAAGCUCACCAAGCGAUUUGCCCCAUACCUCUCCUCCUCCAGUAACAACACCUCGCAAUGCCCCCAAGUAACGAUUCUUCAAGGCCCUACAGCCAACAGCGAAGCCAUCCGGAACAGCACCACCAUCCUCCUCUGCAUUGAUCCCGCCGACAUCUCCUCCUUCUUCGCCGACGUCAGCAUCCGCGCCGCCCUCCGCGGGAAGUUCGUGAUCAGUAUCGCUGCCGGCUGGACCCGGGACGCUCUUUUCGGGUCGCUGUCGCCGGAGAUUCAAGACCUUCAAAUCGUGCGGGCCUUACCGAACAUGGCCGCUUCCGUGGGGCAGAGCAUUACCGCGAUUGAGGUACCCCCGCCCCCAAAACGGGGCCUCGAUGGCACAGGGGUGGAUGCCAUCCCGAACCCCACAGACUCCCACAUCGCCUUUGUUCAAGCGAUCUUCUCCGCAAUAGGUCGCACCCUCCUCAUCCCCCCGAGCCAGAUGACCGCAUUCACGGCUGUGGGCGGCUCGACCCCGGCGUUCGUCGCGGUAUUCGCUGAUGCGCUGAUCGAGGGGGCGGUGGCAAUGGGGUUCCCGCGGGCCGACGCUCAGACGACGAUCUUCCAGGCGUUGCGGGGCGCGACGGCAUUGAUGCAGGAUGGCGGGCUGCAUCCGGCCAUGCUUCGGGAUCAGGGGACAUCGCCGGGCGGAUGUACGAUGGGGGGGUUGAUGGUCUUGGAGGAGCGAGGAUUGAGGGGGACGGUGGCCAGGGGGAUGCGGGAGGCGGUUUCGGUAGCGGGGUUGAUGGGGAAGCAGAAUGAAGACGAGGAAGGGUUUGUCAAUGGAACUAGGUAA
Aspergillus saccharolyticus JOP 1030-1 is the source of this 1008-nucleotide messenger RNA. RefSeq names its product pyrroline-5-carboxylate reductase family protein. Gene Ontology annotation, biological process: L-proline biosynthetic process. The record is from RefSeq and is a predicted model, not a curated record. NCBI's taxonomy places the organism in Eukaryota, Fungi, Ascomycota, Eurotiomycetes, Eurotiales, Aspergillaceae. Gene Ontology annotation, molecular function: pyrroline-5-carboxylate reductase activity. The transcript has 2 exons. Bases 1 to 1008 code for a protein of 335 amino acids.